This is a messenger RNA of Pygocentrus nattereri (red-bellied piranha), 2356 nucleotides long. RefSeq lists its product as uncharacterized. The record is from RefSeq and is a predicted model, not a curated record. Bases 758 to 1714 code for a protein of 318 amino acids. Lineage: Eukaryota; Metazoa; Chordata; Actinopteri; Characiformes; Serrasalmidae. The transcript has 12 exons.
UUACACAACAUCCCAACUUCAUUGGAAAUUGGGUUGUACAUGCACCUCAGUCACGUUUGCACUACAGUGGUAACUGACGCCCUGCAAAUCCGACACUCUUGUUCUCCUGAACCCUGGGGGCCUUCCGUGUAUUGCACUUUCCAAAUGUUUUGUAAUGUGUUUGGUAACGUGUGUGUGUUGCACUUAUCUUCAGUCAUGUGUGGUAAUUAUCUGUUAUGAGAGCGGCUGUGAAUGAGUGUUAUGUGAACGCCUGUACACCUGUAUUCAUCUGUGGCUCCAGUGAAAGGAGUUCACAGACUGUUCACACAUACCAGGAAUUGUGAAACCCACCCAACUUUUCUGUGAGAACCUAGACGCACUAACAAGUUCUUUAGAGAAUCAGCAGUUCUUCUCCAGAGACUACGAGGCUGCACUGUACACACCCUGAUCCAAAUCUCACCUCAUCACAGAUUCUCUGAACUUCAUCAUUAGCCUCCUGCACCUCCGAGGUCCCUCCGCACAAAGGCCCGCUCAUUAUUGACAUAUAUUAUUUUAUAGAAAAAUUCACAGACUGUUCACACAUACCAGGAAUUGUGAAACCCACCCAACUUUUCUGUGAGAAGCUAGACGCACUAACAAGUUCUUUAGAGAAUCAGCAGUUCUUCUCCAGAGACUACGAGGCUGCACUGUACACACCCUGAUACAAAUCUCACCUCAUCACAGAUUCUCUGAACUUCAUCAUUAGCCUCCUGCACCUCCGAGGUCCCUCCGCACAAAGAUGACCACGAUGGGAGCUCACAGCAUUGCACGUAUAGCAGUCAUAGUGCUGGCCAUUGUCGUCUAUAUAACUGUCAUUACAUUUAACGCACUUGCAGCACAAGGGACUGGUCCUUUUCUGAGCAAGACUGCAAACAUCUCUGAUAAAUAUGUCACUCAGAUCACUCCAUCAGGAUGGACCUUCUCUAUCUGGGGUGUGAUCUAUUUCUGGCUGACUCUUAUGUUAAUCUACAUCGCGACAACUGUAUUCAGAAGGAAUGCGUACGGUCCUAUGUACUGCAGCCCGUCUGUGCUGCCUUAUGGCUUCUUCAUCUCCUGGAUUGUGAACAUGUUGAUUAACAUUGGCUGGCUCCUACUGUGGGAUAGACAGGUGAUGAUUGCAGCACUGAUCAUGCUGGCCCUGAUUGCAUUCACAAACUACUUGGCGAUAUUCUUCUCCUGUUACGGACUCAAAGAGUACGGAGCCUGGCUAAACAAGUAUCACACAAACGAUCUCUGGUGCAUUCGAAUACUGGUUCAGAACGGACUGGCUGUGUAUGCGACAUGGACAUCCAUUGCUACUCUGAUCAACUUCACCAUCGUAGUGAGUUACGAGGCUGGAAUGAGCCAGUCAGACGCAGCAACACUGUCAGCGUCAUUGCUUUUGGUGGAGGUGGCUGUUUGGUUUAUUCUGGAAAACUUUGUGAUUGACAAACAUGUGCGUUACAUCCUGACCAUCUACCCUGUGAUCAUCGUGGCCUUAUCUGGAAACAUGACGAAAAACUUUGACGCUUCAGCUCCCAGCCGCAAUGGCAUAUUCAUUGCUGUCCUGCUGGCACUAACCUGUGUGCUGUUAGUAUUGCGGGUGUGUCUGGUGGUCUGGAGGCACCUGAGACGGCCCUUCUACAGCGGCAGCCACACAGAGGAAAUUGGGUCACCUAUGGAAGCAGCUGAAAGACAGAAAAAGUUCUUCAUGUGAAAAUGCCCUGGACAUGUGCUGAGCUACUCAGUCUCCUGAGAGACACUGUAAAGUAAAAUAACUUGUAUUAAGUAAUCUGUUUAUGUAUCCAUCUUUCUACUUGACUAUCUUUUAUUCAUUUUAUGUAUUUUUAUAAUUUAUGUAUGGUGGCACUUGAAGACAUUUUCAUAAUCCAUGAUAUGUAUCUCAACAUCUCUUUUUGUGAUGAAGCAUUUGGUUGGUUAGUGUUCUUCAUACAUGGUUCAGUGUAUCUUAUACAUGAUACGUACAUGAUGCGUUCAGAAAAGCGUAUUGUAGAGUAAUGUGUCACGAUAACAAGAAAAUAUCAUCUUAUUGCCACCCCCCAGAAGGUAUUCCAUAUUAGGAUCCAGCAUCUCUUAGCAAAGUAUCUUUCAUUAACAACUUUUUUUUUUAAUGACAAGUGGUUUGUUAGCAAUGACUAGUAUUUGUUAGCACUGCAAAAUUUGGACAUUAAGUCUUGAUUGGUCAAUUACAUCUGGGCCUAAUUGUGAGAAACUGUGUAAAUUACAUUUUUGGUGUAAAUGCCGGUCUAAGGUUUAUAAACAUACGCCCCCACCCCCCAAUAUGUGAAUGUUGUAUUGCUUGUUCUCAAGCAAUAAAGCCAUAUAGUCUAAUGUGAAA